UUAAUUAUCGCAGAGAAUAAUGUCUAUGGAAAGUAAAAUUUUAUGGUGCAAUUGAUGAUUUUGAUUGGUAAUACCCCAAAAUAAUACAGAGAAACCUCAGAUAUUCAGAAGACACCCUAUGAGCAAGCACCUGGCGACAUCUAUGCAACACACUUUCAACUGAAAUCAAAUGAAAUACACAUAUUAAAUAUUUCACAGUAAAGGUCAAGGAUUGGUUAAAGGUAAAUCAGAAGUGUAGUCAUUUCUAUUAACUAUAUUAUAAUUUUUACAAGUACCCUUUUUUAAUUUCAUUUUUUUGUAGUUUUAUAAUCAUACAUACAAUCAUAGUGUACGCUAUAAUCAGAUAAAUGAACUGAAAAAAAAUAUUUAAAUUAAACUGCUAUUUUUGUUUUUGUACAGUAAUGAAUACAGACUCAAUCACCACCUCCAUUCACUUCCGAAUUAAGUUUAAUCUGUGAGCCAGAAAAGCACCCAUAUCACUGAAUCGGUGAAGGAUGUAGACGUUUCCAUUUUAUUUUGAAAGUCUCCUUUACCCGGAUAUAAGGAUUUAAUUUCCGGAUCACCCACCACAUGUAACAGAUACGUUGCUAACGCUGAAAUAUGUGUCUCUUAUGAGAUGUGAAGUGUGAGCAGCGGCUAAUUGGACAUUAGAUGUGUGACAGCAGGGAAAUCGUCCGACUCUUAAAUGCACCGACAGCCGUCUGUAUUUGUAGACGCUGCUUUUAGCAAGGUUCGCUAAAGUUAGCUUUCAUUGGGAAUUUAACACAGUGAGCCCAGUUCACAUGUACUAUUCAAACCACCGUAUGCACUCAUCUUUUCACUGCGGUAUGCGGCCACUUAGGACCGUACACUUAGCGAAUAUUUUAAAUCUACAGGGUUUAAAGCUUGUUGUUUGCUAAUGAAACUUUCUCUGAAGCGGGUUCUUCAUCAUGUUUACUCGGUGUGUAAGAAACAUCCUGUCUAGAAGUGCAUUCACUGUGACGCUGAAGCAGCACAGCUGGAGACGCUGCAGCACAUCCCAGACUGAGACUGUGGACCAGGUCACUACGUUAUUGCAGCUCUGCGUGGACAGGUUCUUCGUUUCUCCUGGUCACGCUAACGUGGAGCUGUUUCAGCGCGGGCUGUGCUGCAGCUAUGGACCUCUGGGCAUGGAGCUCAGGAGAAACCUGCUGGACCAGUGGUGGCAUUCAGUGACUAGGUCCGGAGCUCAGGUUUUUGGGAUUAACACCCUGAGCAGCAGUAGCAGCAGCAGCAGGGAAGCACCUACAGGUGGACAGGGCCAGCUGAGGAUUGUUGAAUGUGAACAGCUGAAACAGAGACUUGGGCAGAAGCAGCUAAGCAAGGGGCGGCUCGCUGAGGAGGUGCACAUGCUCCUGCAGAGGUCCCCAAGUAUGAGAACAAACUUACUUACAGGUGCCUUGGAGCAGUUUGUCCCCUCGUUAGAGCUGGUGAACAGGAAGCUGCCGUUUGGUCUGGCUGAGACGGGUCUGUGCUUCCAGCCUGCAGAAGGCUCUGGUUGCUCAGCUGAGGUCACACAAACAUCUCUAGUGUGGUUUUGCUCUCCUCGCACAUCGUCCCAGUGGCUGGACCACUGGACACGACAGAGGCUGAAGUGGUGGAGAAAAUUUGCCCUCUCCCCGUCCGACUUCAGCAGCAAUGAAGUCCAGCAGGAGGAGCUCGAACAGGCGGCAUCUCGCGGUGUGAGGAUCAUCUACAACUUCCCGUGGGGUCAGGAGGUCCUGGAGACACUGUGGAGUCGAGGAGAUGCCGAGCUGCUGCACAUACACAAAGGAGACCGGUCCAAACUGCAGCAUCAAGAUGGACGAAGGUCUAUUCCUCAUGUCGUCUCCGUUACCGCAAACAUGGACCGUGGUGCGAUGGCGUUUCUGUCCAACUCACUCCAGCAGCUGAAGAGAGAAGAGAGCAAGAAAAAGCUGCACCAGAGAAAGGUGCUGAAGCUGCAUCCAGUGUUGGUUCCCAUUAAAGUGGCUUUAAAUAUUGGUAGAGGAGCCACUGUGGAGCUGAGACAGAUUUGUGAAGGCCUUCUGCAGGAGUUCCUGGAAGCAAAGAUCUCUGUGUGGCCUGGAUAUCUUGAAACUCUGCCAACAUCAAUGGAGCAGCUGAAUGCCAAAUACGAUGAGAUGGGCGUUCUUUUCACCAUCAUCAUCGGUGAGAACACGUUGGAAAGUGGCCUUCUUCAGGUCCGCAGCAGAGACACAACCAUCAAAGAGACCAUGCACAUCUCGGAGAUCAAAAACUUUCUAUUCAGAUACAUUUCUGCAGCUGACAACAUCUGAAUGCCUCUGCUGUUUUUUAGAACACCUGCCUGAGUUUGCAUUCCUUUUAAAGACAAAAUUAUGGUCAGGGAUAUGCUUGUGAAACAUAUUUCCUCAGAGCGGUCCAAAAAUAAGAGACUUUUUGGGAUAGAGGUGCACAUGAACCCACUGUGUGUAUACAUGUACCCCAAGAGUUUGUAUUCUUAACUUUGCUAACUCAGCUCUUACUGAUCCUACAGUCUCUUCGCAGUACAUUCAAGGCACUGACAUGGUUAUAUCAGGUUUAUUUAUCUGUGCGUAAUUGGUGGCUACAUAGUGGUCAUGGAGGAGGAAGCUUUUGGAUUUGUCUCUACAUUUCUAUUAAAAGAUAUGGAAUCCCUCUUUAAUAUUUAUAUUGUAUUGUUUUUUUCUGGUUGUUGAUGGCAAUUUUGAUUCUUGUUUCCUGAAGGUUCAAAGACUGUUCACAAUAAUGGAACAAGCAGUUAAGAAAAUAGUCUUACCGUAUUAGUAAACUGUAGUUUAGUUCAAAUAUAAAGUUAAAAUACAGCAUGAUACCACACAGGUACAGAGGACUGAAACUGCUAUAAUAAAACACAAAUAAAUUGGUCAUUACAUUGGUGACUAUCCCUUUAUAACCUCUGAAUAUUAUUAAUGUUACUUGCUCUGUGGGAGGAAGCUAAAGGCAAAGAGGGGUGGUUUAAUUUUAUGAUGAUAUAAUUUAUUCUAAUUAUAAUUAAUAGCAGUAGCUGUAUUGAUAAUGAUAAUAAGAAGAUUAA
Molecule: messenger RNA, 3052 nt
Organism: Haplochromis burtoni (Burton's mouthbrooder)
Lineage: Eukaryota; Metazoa; Chordata; Actinopteri; Cichliformes; Cichlidae
Gene: polg2
Product: polymerase (DNA directed), gamma 2, accessory subunit
Exons: 8
Coding region: 930-2297 (455 amino acids)
Biological process (GO): mitochondrial DNA replication
Cellular component (GO): mitochondrion; cytoplasm
Source: RefSeq, a predicted model, not a curated record